AGUUUUUGGAGCGGGCGCUGUGAAAUGUGGCAGCAUGAUGCUGCCUGGAUAAUUAGUGGACAGCAGCGGCACAGGCGAAGACGACAAGAGGGCUCGCAGACCCCCAGCUGAAGGAGGGCCAACGCCUGAUGCGCGGCCGCAACGAAGGUCCGAGCGGGUUCUAACAAAACAUGGGCGUGCUCCAGCUCCACAACCCGGCUCACCCCGACACGCUGCUGCAGCGGGCCAACCAGAUGCGCCUGGCGGGUACCCUGUGCGAUGUCAUCAUCACUGUGGACGGCCACGAGUUCCCGGCGCAUCGCACCGUCCUGGCGUGCACCAGUAAGAUGUUUGAGAUACUGUUCCACCGCAGCAGCCUGCGCUAUGCCCUGGACUUCCUGUCACCCAAGACUUUCCAGCAGAUCCUGGAGUAUGCGUACACCGCCUCGCUGCAGGCCACAGCUGAGGACUUGGACGACCUGUUGUACGCCGCAGAGAUCCUGGAGAUUGAGUUCCUGGAGGAGCAGUGCCUGAAGGUGCUGGAGACCAUCCAGGCCGAGGAGAGCGAGGAGGCCCUGGUGCGGAACCAUGCCAGCGGAGACCACGGUGACCACGGUCGGGUCAGACACUGGCGGCACCUGAUGUCCAAGAAGCAUUCCAUCCCAGACGGACCCCCGCGCACUGCUCCUACUGCUCUGCACCACCUGGCGUUGUACCAUAUACCACAAGGGACAGACCCAAAUGCCCCUCCAGAACUGAGCCCCAAGCUGGACAUGAACAUUUCGGAGCAGCUGCAGCAGAGUACCGCCGAAGCCCCGACCCUGGACCCCGUCGGGUGCAUCAAGUCGGAGAACAUGCAGGUGGAUGAAGCGGACUGCUACGAGGGCCGCUCGUCCGGGAGCUGCGCGUCGGACCCGAGCCGGGACGAGGGACCGGGGACGCCGCUGAGAAGCAGCGUGAUCACCAGCACCCGAGAGCUGCACACCAGCUCUGAGGAGGGCGUGGUGAGCAGCCCUCUGGACUGUUACCCCGGGAUAGCCGAGAAGCACCUGGCGUCCAUUUAUUCCGUCGCCCCCAACCACGCGGGGGAAGCGUUGACCCAGGUGUCCGUGUCACUGGCCCCGUCCCUGGGCUUGCCGCUGGACCCGCGGGCCUACGGAGGCCUGCUGCACCAGGGCCUUCUGCACCGGGAGCUCCUGAGCAGGCUGGGCCAUAUCGCAGCAGGCAUGAGGCACGAGGGCUCCGCUCAGGGGCCGCAGUGUUGCUGCGAGUGUGGGCUGCAGCUACACAGCCGGCAGGCCAUGGAGCAGCACAGGAGGCUGCAUGACAGUGAGAAGGGCCACGGCUGUGAAUUCUGUGGCAAACACUUCCAGGACAGCAUGCGGCUGCGGAUGCACAUGUUGUCUCACACAGCGCCUGCCGAGGCUCUGGUGUGCGAUCAGUGCGGAGCCACCUUCUCUUCAGAGGAGGCGCUGGAUGCCCACCGGCUAACACACACGGGGACUGACAUGGCGGUGUUCUGUCUGCUGUGUGCAAAGCGCUUCCAGACCCAGAAGGCCCUGCAGCAGCACAUGGAGGUCCACGCAGGCAUGCACAGCUACAUCUGCAGCCACUGCGAGCGCCCAUUCCCCAGCCACACCACACUCAAAAGACACUUGCGCUCGCACUCGGGCGAUCACCCAUUCGAGUGUGAAUUCUGCGGGAGCUGCUUCCGAGACGAUGGCACCCUGAGAGGCCACAAACGCAUCCACACGGGAGAGAAGCCUUACGAGUGCAACAGCUGCGGGAAGCGCUUCAGCCUCAAACACCAGUUGGAGACGCACUACCGCGUACACACAGGUGAGAAGCCAUUUGAGUGUAAGCUGUGUCACCAACGGUCCAGAGACUACUCUGCUAUGAUCAAGCACUUGCGCACUCACAACGGCGCAUCUCCGUACCAGUGCACCAUCUGCCAGGACUUCUGCCCGAGCCUGGCCGCCAUGCAGAAGCACAUAAAGGGCCACAAACCGGAGGAGGUGCCGGCCGACUGGAGGAUAGAAAAGACGUAUCUGUACGUCUGUUACGUCUGAGCAGGUCUUGGACCCGGGGGCAUAGACGAAAAGUAGUGGGUGAAAACCUUGCAGAGUCAAUAGUGCUGACUCUUGCUGGGUCAAAUAUAAAAAUGCAAAGUAGAGAGAUGUUAUUCUGGGAGAGUCAACAUGCUCAUGCUGAAACAAACAAUAACAACCUUGAUUUAUGACAUAAAUUGUGCCAUUUAAUAAUAAUACUGUCUGGUGAAAACAUCCAGUCUUUCUAACACUUGUCCAAAAAUGUGUUAAAGCUGUGAAAAAGGUCAGAGAUGCAAAAAGGAGGUGACAUCAGCCAUCACUGGCUGGUAGACUUGAUUCAAUUGAGAUUCGAUGUGAGAAUAUUCAAUUUCCUUCAACAUAACUCACAGUAUUCCACACAAACAUGGUGAGUGGCAGUUGCUCUUUCUUUGCCAUUUUUAAGGACUUUUUUCAAGAUUUCAGGGCUACAAAAGACGGCUAAAGACGCAAACAUUGAGAAUAGAGAAAAAUGUGUCUGCUGGUCAAAAACGUCCACUAUGUUUUCAUUUUUGCCAUCGAAAACGCUGUGAAUGGCAAUUUUUCUGAAAAAAACUGUAAGGUGUAAACAUACCCAAACUAAAGAUUAAGGCAUUUGACGUCCGAUUGAUUGUUACUUUGCCAUCCAAAUAGCUAAAGAAUGCUGGUUGUAAAAAAAGUAAGUAAGUGAUGGGGAUAUAAAAGAUUGGCGGUUGUCUGAUUGUUGCACUGUUAAAAGUCACCUUUAAUAAGGUGGAUCAAAGAAUAAUUUUUGACUGUCACUCAGUUUGAUAGUAACAGUGUCUGGGCUCGCUGACCUGUCUGAGUGGCUCCCUUGAUUGUGUUGUUGAAAACCUAGAACUAACGAUUCCACGAAAGCUUGAUUGCCCACAUCAGUCCCCUCGUCUGUGACGGUUUGUUUUUCCUUGCUGUUGUCUUUAUUUUAGUUACUGCGCAUGUAAUUACUUGAAUGGCUGCCAUGUUUUUGACCGCACAACGUGAUCUCUUUAAUUGUUCCUUCUUGCGGCGGGUGACGUCAUGGGUUUCGAGGUAGCAGGCUUCUAUUUCAUUUAGUGUAAUUGUUUUGCUAUUUAAAUGUGUUUUUUUGUUUGUUUGUUUUUUACCAAAUAUGUGCUGGUUAUCACCACCACUUGGGAUAGUUUGAGGUAGAGCGAGCUCUACUCCACCAUUUUCCAUUUGUUGGUAAACUGUUAAUCCGUCUGUGGGCUUCAUUUCCUAAAAAUGACCGUCACUAUUUAAAUGGUCAAACAGUGUAAGAAAAAAAUUUAGAGGCUCAACUUGGCUUUGACGUUUUUUUUUGUUUUUUUAUCAUCGUCUAUAAUUAGAUGUCUUAUAAAUCACAGAACUGUUAAAAAUAGAACAUGAAAAGCAGUUUUUUUUUUUUUUAAUCUAUAUAUAUUUAAAGAAAAUCCAGACACGUGGCGGUUAGUGUCAGUUGUGUUGUACAGUAUGUGUCAUGUACAGACUGUCCUGCGUUGUUGUUUCCUGUGUGAGCCUAACACGGGCCUUAUAGAGUUAAACAUGUUGUAUUUUUGUAUCACAGUAAUUUGCUGUCUUGUUUACAUUUGGUAUCAUUUGAGAAGCAUCUUUAACGUGUGUUUUAUACAUCUCCUAUAAAAAAAAAGAAAAAAAAGGCCCCUCUCCCUUGUGCCUCUUUUUUCUUAGUGGAGUUGACAUGCUUGAGUAUGUGGGUCUGUGCUAUUGGUGUUAUUCUUGUUUCUCGCUCCCAAAUUUGAGAUGAUAUCCAUGUCUUGGAACAUUGCAAAUGGAAGCAACAUACUGUGACAGUGAUGCUGACACUCUGAUGCAAGUUGCCAGCAAGAGCGAUGCAAAAAACUCUUAAAUUGAGUUGCCGUCAAGAGUAAAGAUAAACUGUGGUGUGUUUCUGGAGUGAAAACACAGUGAACAACACAGCCUGGCAACUUGAUGCCAUGACACACAUUUACUGUAUCUAUGCUGAACAUGCACUACAACCAGUUUAGUCAGUGGACCAAAAGAAAUAGAGCACUUUUGUUUUAAAUGUUUUUUUUUUGUUUUUUUGUUUUUUUAAAUCUUUCUAUGUUGUGAUAAUGCAGAUGUCCUUUUAUUUGGUGUGUCCUACAAGGCUGUGAUUCGCAUCGUUUAGAUAUGUCGAUGUCUGUCUACCUCAGGGCCAGGUCAAAGCUUGAGCUGGUGUCCAAUCAGGGUUGUUCUUCUUGCCAUGUGUGCAGUAAAAUCCCUCCUCAUUGCAGAUUUUUAACACCCGUGUGUGAAAGUGUUCUCCCAGUGUGGAUUCAGGCACAACUCUGUACGCGUCAGUGUUCGAUGGCAUGGUCAAAAAAAAGAGGAAACAAAAAAAAAGAAUUAAAA
Molecule: messenger RNA, 4412 nt
Organism: Phycodurus eques (leafy seadragon)
Lineage: Eukaryota; Metazoa; Chordata; Actinopteri; Syngnathiformes; Syngnathidae
Gene: zbtb16b
Product: zinc finger and BTB domain containing 16b
Exons: 7
Coding region: 171-2048 (625 amino acids)
Biological process (GO): regulation of transcription by RNA polymerase II
Cellular component (GO): nucleus
Molecular function (GO): protein binding; DNA-binding transcription factor activity, RNA polymerase II-specific; RNA polymerase II cis-regulatory region sequence-specific DNA binding
Source: RefSeq, a predicted model, not a curated record